AUGAACUUCUCUGGCCUCUCUUUCUCGGCGCGUCAGCACGACGCGCCGUCGAAUUCCCCUUCGCGCUCCAAGUUCGCCUCCAGCGAAAACCCUAAGGUGGCUCUGGCCGGUUUCGCAGACUUGGAGGUCACGCCUAACCCCAACGGCGCCAUGACCGCCAACCUCGACUCCUUGAACCUCGGGUUCACCACGCCAACGAAGCGUGGCGCUCCCUCUCCCAGGUCAAAGUCGACUUCCAAGAAGAACGCACCAAAGUUCGCGGCCAUGUCCCUCGGUGACAACGAGCCCUCAAAAAGCACACCUACGACGCCAAAGAGGGCGAAGACGACGUCGCCUAAGAAGCGCGUCAACCUAUCUGGUGGAUUCUCCGUCAUGUCUCUCGCCCGGGAUAGGGCCUCGCCCAAGAAGACGCCCUCGCCCAAGAAGACGCCCUCGCCCAAGAAGCUCCAACUCGAGGACGCAAGCUUCAUGUCGGUUAACGACUCGACACCAAAGUCUGCAUGCGACCUGUCACCGAGCAAGCUCAGCCCGACCAAGUCGUGUUUUCGAACGAGCAAGACGCCCUCACCGAAGAAGGUGUCUUUCGCCGACGAAGCAUCCUUCCAAUUCGCUACCGCGUCGACACCGAAGCUGUCACGCGACCCUUCACCCCAGGCCUCGCCCUCGAUGUUAGAGACUUCAGAGUUCUCGCUCAUGUCGACCACAUCCCCUGCCGCGUUACAGGCUUCACAGGACCCGUCGCCCGCGUCGAUCGCGAGCAGACUUGACGAGGAGGAGUACGACGACGAGCAGACGGUUUCGCUGGUGGAAACUCCCUCAAGAGCGCCGAUUUUCAAGCUGCAAGUGGAAGACACACCUGCGAAGGUUUCCGAGAUAAGCGCAUUCACGCCCUCCAAGGCCUCCGACGCUGGCAGCAUUUUCCAGUCGCCCUCCAAGAUCGAUAUCUCAAUGCAUGACGUUACGUGGAUGUCCGACUACGCGCCCACGACUGGUUUCCAGACGUAUACCUUCGCGACUGUCGAUCUUACCGACGCUGCUCGCGCGCUCAGUGGACCCUUCCAGCCCGAGCUGUUCGAGAAGACUGACUACAACACCACCCUCUCACGACCCUGGUCAUUCCCGUCGUCGCGUCUCCAGCAGAAGCAGGCUCGCGCCGUCAACAGGAAGAAGCGCCAGCGCCGCACGAAGCAGGAGGCCAAGAUGUUGAUGGUGGAGAAGUCGAUUCUCGAACAGGUCGCAGAGUCUCUCACUCUGGACGAACUCGACGCUGCGCCUGAAUUCCGGGUUAUUGCUCAGAUUGGCAAAAAGUCGUAUGUGAUCGGCUCUCGCAAGAGACAGAGAAAUGAGGAGGACCUGGGCAACGACGUCGCCUCGUGGUAUGACAUCGAGGAAGGUCUUGGCCUGGGACUCAUCAUCGACGCUCAGCGCGAGGUUCGCAACCAGCUUUUCCACCUCCCAAUGGGCCCAACCGUUGGUGAAAUUCGCAAACAGUACCUCGCGGAUAUGAAGAGGCACGGCGAGCCUAUGGUACCCGUUUGUUCGAAGCGCAGCUACAAGGGGACGCCCAAGCGCGCGUACAGUAAUGAUCUACUCACGCAUAUGGUGAUCCAGCAACUGCUCGAGUUCCCCCAGCCCGAGCUCUCCUAUGAAUUUGUUCUCGAGCAUCUUAUCGCGGAAUCAGACAAGGCCCAGGGCCGGAGAACACGACGCGCACGAAACGUUCGACAGCUUAUUGCCGCCUACGGCGAACCCGAAGUCUCGAUCAUUGAGGAGGAUGAGGAGCCUCAGAGCCCGACGCCGAAGUUGCCUCACUUCCCUUCGACGGCUACGCACCAUUCGAGCGCCAGUCGCAAGCUGAGGCUGGUCCAAGGCGCCGACAACCUACGCGCUAGAAUCCAAAGCCUUGCCUCUAUUCCCGAGCCUCCCUCGCCCUCUCCCGCUCCUGCAGAGCCGCUUUCUUCGCCCAUUGGUCCCGGUUUCACUUUCCAAUGCCCCUCAUUCAUGUCUUCCCCUAGCGCUUCUAAGACCAGCGAGAAGGACGAGGCCGAAUUUGCCGAGGAGGUCGAGGAAGAACAGCAGCCUGAGCCGGCAGCCGAGCCCGAAGUCGCCGCAAGCCCCGCCGUCGCUAGCCCGGUCGUUGUGUUUAAGGAUCGCACGCCCGCCAAGACGGCCUUCAAGAACAAGCGCCGCUCUCUUCCAGCCUUCGCUAUCGCACCCCUCUCCUUCUCCUCGCCCGCCCGCCGCGCAUCUCUCCAAUUUGUCGCCGGUUCCGACCUGCACUCGUCGGUGCAGGAUCUUUCCCAGGAUCCAGCAUCCGACUCGCAGGUGGUUGCUCCCACUUCGGUCGUUGAGCUCAGUGAGUCACAGGUGCAGAAUCCCGUUACGGUUGAUUCAGCAUCUUCUCGCUCGGAGCCGGAGGCUUCGCCCGCACCCGCUGUUGAGGAGUCACCCAAAGCUGGAAGCUCGUCCCCCGCUUCAGUCGUGGUUGACGUGAGAGAGAACAUGGACAUCUUCGGAUCGUCGCAGGAGAGAACUGGCUCACCCAUUCACGCCCUGGCUUCCCUUGCCCGUGUGUUCGAAGAGAACAAGGAAGUGAAGGACGCCAAGGUUGUUGUUGAGAGGUUGGGUGGACGGUUGAUUGUUCGAUUUAAGGUACCGGAUGAGCAUGCUGCCUUGUUCACGGAGGAGGUUGCCGCUGCCCCUUCGCCUUCUCCCGUCGCCGCCGAUUCGCCCAUCGACGAGUCUGCUGCACCAAUCUCCCCCAACGUUUUGCCGGCUUCACCCUCGCCAGUCCCCAUUAUCUCCAUCCAGCAGAAUACCCCGGAGAAGAACGGUGAAGAGAAGGACCUUGAAGAAGAGGAGGAAGACGACGACGUAUUGCAAGUGCCCACCGAGGCCGAAGAGACUCUUGUCGCAGAGACCGCUGAGGUAGAGGUGGAGGACGAUUCCGAAUUGGCGUUGCUUAGGAGCUUCGUCUCUCGGCACGCUGCCUCUCGCGCUGCCCGUGCCGCCGAAGCCACCGCCCCAGCUGCCACUGCUCCCGUUGUUGUGUCGCCCAUGCCGAGCGCCCCGAUUCUGCUGUCCGCCACUCCCGAGCGCCGUCCCCAGGGUAUUUGGGCCGACACCCCCUCAUUCUCCGUUGAGCGCCCGCGCACCAUCGCCUCGCCUGCCCCCUCCUCGACCCGUCAGCCUCUUGGCGUGCUCGACGCUAACAGCCCGAGCCCCAAGAAGGUCAAGCGAAAGGCUGACAACGUCGAGGAACGGGAGCCGUCGCCUGAGAAGCCCGCUUCCAAGAAGCCGCGCAAGGCCAAGGCCGACAAGAAUACGCCCGGCAGGCCCGAAAAGGACGACCGUGAGGACGAUAAGGGGAUUGUGAACGUGACACCAGUCCUGGAAGCAGACCCCGACGGUGCCCCUCCCGCUAACGGUCCCCUUCCCGGUGUUCGUACUCGCGCCCAGCGUGCUGCCGCCCGCGGUGAGACGCCCGCUGCGACGAGAAUCCCCAUGCGCCACCAGGUCGCCAAGGUCAGGAAUGGUGAGAAGGACCUCGCGACCCUCACCCGCCAGAAUACGAAGAACAACAAGGGAGGCGCGAUCCCGGCGGACGAGAUGCUCGAGAAGCUUAAGAACGCUGCCCCGACCGUCGAGACCCGCGCCGCUGCCGCUGCCAAGAAGGACGGGAAGAAUGUUUCGUGGGCUGAGCAGCUGGCUAGGAGCCAGAGCGAGGAACCCCCCCUGCUCUCCCCGUCGCCGGAGCUCAGCCAGGAGGAGGAGAAGGAGGUGGGCAAGACUACGCGGGUGAAGAGGGCGGCUACGCCGAAGAAGCCAGCGAAGAGUACGACGAAGACUGCCCCUGUCGCCCCUGCUACCCCGGCUGCCGCGGCUAAGAAGCCCGCAGCAACUACGAAGAUCGCCAAGGCGGCGGCGCCAUCAAAGCUCCGUCAACCUGGCACCCCGGCGGCUGCUGCGGGCCCCAAGACGGAGGGGGCCAAGGUCACCAAGACGACGAAGAAGGUGACUGCGGCGGCCAAGAAGGAGGUUGUCGGGGCUGUGAACGGAACCCCCGCGAAGAGAAGCAGAAGAAUCGCGGAGAAGAAGUAA
Messenger RNA from Colletotrichum aenigma, 4101 nucleotides. RefSeq lists its product as uncharacterized. Lineage: Eukaryota; Fungi; Ascomycota; Sordariomycetes; Glomerellales; Glomerellaceae. Bases 1 to 4101 code for a protein of 1366 amino acids. The record is from RefSeq and is a predicted model, not a curated record. The transcript is spliced from 3 exons.